Molecule: messenger RNA, 2773 nt
Organism: Amyelois transitella
Lineage: Eukaryota; Metazoa; Arthropoda; Insecta; Lepidoptera; Pyralidae
Gene: HtrA2
Exons: 15
Coding region: 135-2570 (811 amino acids)
Biological process (GO): positive regulation of apoptotic process; programmed cell death; proteolysis
Molecular function (GO): protein binding; serine-type endopeptidase activity
Source: RefSeq, a predicted model, not a curated record
UUCAGUACGCGAACAACAUUUGUGGAGAGUGUAUUAAUUUGCCACGACGCAAAACGAUAAUAUUGCCGAAAAUAUUGUUUAUUUUUUAUUGCUUUACAUUAAAUUAACGUUAUAUUUGUGGAAACAGCGGAGCAAUGUCAAACAAAAUGUAUUUUGGCGGUGUAGAAGGCGGCGCGACCCAUUCCAAUAUGGUCAUUUGUGACCAUACAGGCACAGUGAUUGGUACAUCUAAAGGUCCAGGCACUAAUCACUGGGCACUGGGCAUGGACGAAUGUGUAAGAAGGCUGGUGGAAAUGCUCCAUGCAGCGAGGAAAGACGCCGGAAUACCUGAUGAUAUUCCUUUGGACUCUUUGGGUCUAACGCUCUCGGGCUGUCAACAAAAGGCCAGUGAUGAAGAACUUGGUGCCCGAGUGAAGUCUGCCGCUCCAUCAGCAGUGAAGGAAGUCUACGUGGCAUCUGACACUGAAGGCAGUCUGUUCACAGGAGCCACUGACGGUGGAAUGGUGGUUAUAGCUGGUACAGGAUCCAAUGCACAAUUGCGGACUCCAGAUGGCAAACAGUACGGCUGUGGUGGAUGGGGGCAUUUAUUGGGAGAUGAAGGAAGUGCAUACUGGCUAGCCAGACGAGCCGUAAAAGCAGCGUUCGACGAUAUUGAUAGACUGCGGCAGUCGCCUCACCCAGUCGACCGUGUUUGGCAAGCGAUAAAGGAUCACUUCGGAACGAAAACACAGGAUGAUCUGUUGCCGCACGCUUAUAAAUAUUUUGAUAAGCCGCAGUUCGCUGGAUUAACAGCCAAGCUGUCAGUGCUAGCAUACGACGGUGAUGCUCUCUCGCGCCAUCUAUUCGCUGUAGCCGGUAGCGCAGUAGCAGCUCAUAUUGUAGCUUUAGCUCCUCGCACCCCCGCUAAAAAAGUGAGGGUAGUAUGCGUCGGCUCCGUCUGGAAGAGUUGGGAGUUAUUGAAGCCUGGAGUUUUAAAGGAAUUGAACAAUGGGAAUAUAAACAUUGAGCUAGAAUUCGUCAGGCUUCAAGUCUCAAGUGCCAUGGGAGCCGCUUGGCUAGCAGCUAAGCACGUAAACUACAGUUUACCUAGAGACGAUUCAGCGUUCUGUCGCGUUUUUUACACUUACAGUCCUGAAGGUUUGAAUGGAGCAAAUGAAAGGAACGGAACGAAUGGAAGGAACGAAACAAAUAAAGAGAAUGGAAUGAAUGAAAAGAAUGGAUUAAAUGAAGUUAACGGAAUGAGCGGGAAGGUGAACGGAAUGAAUGGAAAGGUAAACGGUUUGGAACAUGAAGUUUGUGGUUGUGAAGACUGGACGAAAUGGAGUUCACUAGUAAUGUCACUUUUGACAUUGAUGGUUCACUGUUUUGAUUUUGAACAGUUUCGCAAAAUGUCUCUUUCGGGAAGAUUUUCCCGUGUUUUUUUAAACACAAAACAAUUUAUACGAGUUAAUUACAGAUGUUCCUCGCGUUUAAUAACUACAUACAGUGAUGACCGAUGGCGAAACAGGACUUAUUAUGGUGGUGUAAUAGCUGCAGCUAUAGGUGUUAUAGGUUAUGUUAGUCUAAAGGAAAAGUUAAGCGCGGCUACAGUUACUAAUAAUGACUUGAAAGGAAGAAGAGGAACGUAUAACUUUAUAGCAGAUGUAGUGGCAGUUUCGGCUCCAGCAGUUGUGUAUAUAGAAAUCAAGGAUGGCCGCCGCAUAGACUUGUUUACAGGCGAACCUAUGACCAUUUCUAAUGGUUCCGGUUUUAUUGUGAAUGAGGAUGGUUUGAUACUUACAAACGCUCAUGUCGUGGUGAAUAAGCCUAAUGCUGCAGUAAAAGUGAAACUAAUAGACGGUUCGACCCACACUGGCAUUGUGGAGGAUGUUGACUUGAAAUCAGAUCUGGCAACACUGCGGAUCCCGGUGAAAGGUCUCCCCACGAUGAAGCUCGGAUCUUCCUCAGACAUCAAGCCUGGAGAGUGGGUUGUGGCAAUGGGCAGCCCUCUGGCUCUGAGUAACACGGUGACGGCUGGGGUUGUCAGCUCAGCGCAGCGGUUCAGUGAAGAGUUAGGGUUGAGGGGCAAAGACAUGGUGUACAUACAAACGGACGCGCCUAUCACCUUCGGCAAUAGCGGUGGGCCUUUAGUCAACCUUGACGGAGAAGCUAUAGGCAUUAACAGCAUGAAAGUCACGUCUGGAAUCUCUUUUGCUAUACCCAUCGAUUAUGUCAAGGAGUUUUUGGCUAAGCGGAAAACGAAGCCCCCACAAGUGUCCAGGCGGUAUCUGGGCAUCACCAUGCUGUCUCUGUCCCCCAACAUCCUAAUGGAGCUUCGGAUGAGGAAUCCUGAGAUGCCAACAGACAUUAAGCACGGGAUUCUUGUUUGGAAGGUCAUCAUUGGAUCACCCGCUUAUACUGGCGGCCUUCAGCCAGGCGACAUAGUGACUAGUAUAAACGGAAAACCGGUUUUCAGCGCUACGGAUAUAUACAAUAUAUUGGAGAAUUCUACAGGUAGUUUGCAAAUAGAAGCAGUUAGAGGGAGACAAAAGAUCAAGCUAACGGUCACACCGGAGAUGCAUUCAACAUAGCGAAAUAUAUGUAUUUGUAGCAAAUGAUGUUUGUUUGUAUAAAGUAAAAAAAAAGGGAUAGUUCUCAGUUUAUUUAUUUACUAGCUGUGCCCGCGACUUCGUCCGCGUGGAAUAUUUAUUUUGGGUAUCAUUGAAGCCCUCAUGAAUAAUUUUCCCCGUUUUUUUUCCACAUUAUCCAUUAUUUCUUCGCUAAAGCCUUCCUU